Messenger RNA from Ostreococcus lucimarinus CCE9901, 1416 nucleotides. RefSeq lists its product with no specific name. Gene Ontology annotation, biological process: protein N-linked glycosylation. The record is from RefSeq and is a predicted model, not a curated record. The transcript has 2 exons. Gene Ontology annotation, molecular function: GDP-Man:Man(3)GlcNAc(2)-PP-Dol alpha-1,2-mannosyltransferase activity. Gene Ontology annotation, cellular component: endoplasmic reticulum membrane. Bases 1 to 1416 code for a protein of 471 amino acids. Lineage: Eukaryota; Viridiplantae; Chlorophyta; Mamiellophyceae; Mamiellales; Bathycoccaceae.
AUGUUUAAGACGAGCGCGAAACAGCGACGGCGCGUUCGCGGCGUCGUGCGCGGCGCGGGGCGCGGGAGAGUGAUUGGAUUUUAUCACCCGAGCGGUGGGGACGGUGGCGGCGGCGAACGCGUGCUGUUCGCCGCGAUCGCGGCGGCGCAGCGAGCGACGGAGGGAAGGGAUGUCACGUGUUGCGUGUACGCGGGCGCGACGUCGGCGCGAGGCGACGAACCCGUCGAGGACGGCGACGAACUCAUCGCGCGCGCGCGCGAACGGUUCGGGAUCGAGUUGCGAGCGCCCAUAAACGUUAUCAGACUCACGCGUGAGCGAUGGGCGCGCGCGGAGACGUACAAACGGUGCACGAUAUUGGGGCAGUUUAUCGGCGGCGCGUGGCUCGGGCUCGAGGCGCUGUGGACGUUCGCGCCGGAUGUGUUCGUGGAUACCGUCGGACACGCGGCGACGUAUCCGAUCGCGCGAUAUCUGUUUGGGUGCCAAACAGUGGCGUACGUGCACUAUCCGACGGUGUCGAGGGACAUGAUCGCGCGCGUGGAGAGCGGAAGACUGAUGUACAACAACAGCCGCCUGUUCGCGUCGUCCAAGUUUUUGAGCGGCCUCAAGGUACUUUAUUACCGCGCCUUUGCCGUCGUGUACGGGUGGUGCGGACGAUCGUGUAAGUGCGUGAUGGUGAACUCUUCGUGGACUAAAUCGCACAUCGACGCAUUGUGGCGGGUUGAUUCACGGGUGGUGUAUCCCCCGUGCAACGUCGAAGACUUGUCCAAACUCCCGUUGACGCGCCCGAGGUUGAACGCGCGCGGGACGCCGGUGAAAAAGGACAAGUCGUCGAUACGCGUUGUUAGCGUGGGGCAGUUUCGACCGGAAAAAGCGCACGUGGUUCAAAUCGCCGCCUGGAAGGCUUUGAAAAAGUUCAAGACAUUAUCGAGCAAGAUUGAAAACGCCAUUUUGGUCUUCGUCGGUGGAUGCCGUGACGAAGCCGACCGCGAGCGCUUGGCAGAUUUGCAACAAAGUGUCAAAGAUCUGGAGCUCCAGGAUAGCGUUCAGUUCCACGUCGACGUGUCGUACGACGAAGUCAAGCGCGAGCUGUCGCGCGCGUCCAUCGGCCUUCACUCCAUGAUUGACGAGCAUUUCGGUAUUUGUGUCGUCGAGUACAUGGCGGCAGGCGCGGUGCCCGUCGCUCACGCAUCUGGCGGACCUUUUCUCGAUAUCAUACGCGACCAACACGACGGCCCGACAGGUUUCACUGCGGAUAGCGUGGCGACCUUCGCCGAAACGCUCGAGCACUUGUUGCUCAUGCGCCGAACCGAGCGGGAGGAAAUUUCAGCGCGCGCGCGCGCGCGUAGUGACAUUUUCAGCGAAACAGAAUUCAACUCAAACUUCAUCGACAGUCUCGUCAACUCUGGCGUUCUCUAG